Paramecium tetraurelia is the source of this 681-nucleotide messenger RNA. RefSeq lists its product as uncharacterized. NCBI's taxonomy places the organism in Eukaryota, Ciliophora, Oligohymenophorea, Peniculida, Parameciidae. The record is from RefSeq and is a predicted model, not a curated record. The transcript has 3 exons.
AUGAUAUUAAUCACAACUUUAAUAACUUUAAUAUAUGCAGCCUAUGAUGGAACUGAUUAUUUGAAAGGCGAAGGGAAUUUUGGAGUUGAAUAAAAUUGGAUCAUGAAUUAGACUGAAGAAUAUAUGGAAACCGAAUUUGUUACUGAGGGGGAUGGAAAAUUCUUGAAAUUAAAGAAAAAGGAAGAAUCGGAACUAAGUUUCAAGGAUGGAUUCUAUCAUCUGUUUGAAGAAUCACAACCUUAGCAUAUUCGAUUUUGGUUUGCGUCAGGAAAUAAGGAGAUUGAGGACACGAACUUGAGAUUGAAGGAUACUGCGACUGAUAAAACUGCCAUUUCAUUUAGAUGUGGAUAUGCUGGGUUCGUCAGAGUGAAUGACAAUUAAAUGAUCACAUUUUAUAAUAGUUCAGUUUCAAGUGAUGCUAAAAUCAUUUGGACAUAAGCAGAUAUCUUAUUGAAUUGGGAUACACAAGAGGUGUUGGUGUUUAUGAAUGAAUCGUAUAUGGGCUCUACCAUUUUUUACCAUUCAGAAGUGACCAAAGUGAAUGAAGUGAUGCUCUAUAAUUUAAAGCCAAACACUACAAGUUGGUGGAAGAAUAUUAAAAUAUGCAAAGAGAGAUGUGAUAAUUUCGAAUUUACUCAAAUAGUUGUGAUUUGCUUUGCAUUAUUCAUAUUAUUAUUGUGA